Molecule: messenger RNA, 734 nt
Organism: Odobenus rosmarus divergens (Pacific walrus)
Lineage: Eukaryota; Metazoa; Chordata; Mammalia; Carnivora; Odobenidae
Product: synuclein, alpha (non A4 component of amyloid precursor)
Exons: 2
Coding region: 36-113 (25 amino acids)
Source: RefSeq, a predicted model, not a curated record
AAGAAGGAGGCCCACAGGAAGGAAUUCUGGAAGAUAUGCCCGUUGAUCCUGACAAUGAGGCAUAUGAAAUGCCUUCUGAGGAAGGAUAUCAAGACUAUGAACCCGAAGCCUAAGAAAUACUUUUGCUCCCAGUUUCUUGAGACCUACUGAAAGAUGUUCCAUCCUGUACAAGUACUCAGUUCCAACAUGCCCAGUCAUGAUAUUUUCUCAAAGUUUUUACAAUGUAUUUUAAACUCUUCCAUCAGCAGUGAUUGAAGUUAUCUGUACCUGCCCCUACUCAGCAUUUCAGUGCUUCCCUCUCACUGAAGUGAUUAUAUGGUAGCAGGAUCCUUGUGUGCUAUGUGAUAUUGUGGCUUCAAAUCUAAAAUGUUAAAUUAAAACACCUAAGUGACUACCACUUAUUUCUAAAUCUUCACUAUUUUUUGUUGCUGUUAUUGAGAAGUUGUGAUUUACUAUCAUAUACUAUAAGAUUUCUAGGUGUCUUUUAAUGAUUAUUUCUGUUUAAAAAUAAUGAUGUGUUGUGAAAUUUGUUAAUAUAUAUAAUACUUAAAAACGUGAGCAUGAAACUAUGCACCUAUAAAUAUUAACUCUGAAAUUUUACUGUUUUGUGAUGUGUUUUAUUAACUUGUGUUUAUAUAUAAAUGGUGAAAUUAAAAUGUUAUCUCAUUAUAAAAAUAUUAAUCCCAUCUCACUUUAAUAAUAAAAUCAUGCUUAUAACAAUAUGAACUGAGAAC